Sinocyclocheilus anshuiensis is the source of this 1244-nucleotide messenger RNA. RefSeq names its product WASP homolog-associated protein with actin, membranes and microtubules-like. The transcript is spliced from 4 exons. The record is from RefSeq and is a predicted model, not a curated record. Bases 154 to 831 code for a protein of 225 amino acids. Gene Ontology annotation, molecular function: Arp2/3 complex binding; actin binding. Gene Ontology annotation, biological process: Arp2/3 complex-mediated actin nucleation; endoplasmic reticulum to Golgi vesicle-mediated transport. NCBI's taxonomy places the organism in Eukaryota, Metazoa, Chordata, Actinopteri, Cypriniformes, Cyprinidae. Gene Ontology annotation, cellular component: cytoplasm; endoplasmic reticulum-Golgi intermediate compartment membrane.
UGUGUGUGUGUGUGUGUACCCGCAGGAGUUGUGUGUUCAGGCUCACGAGCAGCAGCAGCGUUCAGUCGUGCAGAGAUCUAAGCAGCACCGCCAACACCACUCCGCACAGCUGAAGCGAGAGAGGAGGAGAGCUGAGGAAGAGCAGAUGAAGCAAUGGGUGGAGAACGAGAGCAAAGAUGCUCAACAGAGUGCGCUGCUUCAGAGAGAGGCAUCAGGCAUUUACAGACGGCUCAUGUGAAGCCAGUGUCACAUGACUCCAGCAGAGAUGACUCCUCCCAGCCCCUGUCAAUCAUCAGCCUGGGGCCACAAAGCUCCACCCCCCACAGGAAGAGGCGGAGUCAGAAGCAGCCUGACAUACCAGUGCAGAUUCUACUGCCGCCUGGAUCGGCAUCAGCACAGCCAGACCAGACGCCUCCUGCUCCUCCUCCACCUUCUAAUCCUCCUCCUCUUCUUCUUCCUCCUUCUAAUCCUCCUCCUCUUCUUCCUCCUCCUCCUCCUCCUGCUCCUGCCCCACUCAUCAGUGUGAAACUGCCCGUCCAGAACACUCUAGAACAAAAUGCAGGAUCGAUGGACGAGCUGUUAGCGUCGCUGCAGCGUGGACAGACGCAGCUGCGGAAGGUCACGGUCAGCACAGAGAGCGGCGACGUCAGGAACAGCCUGCUGUCAGCCAUCCGUCAGGGAGUCACCCUGAAGAACGUCCCGCCCUCCAGCAGCCCCACGCACAGCUCCGACUCAGAGCUCGAGCGAAGCAUCCAAGCCGCCAUGAUGAGGAUGAAGAAGGUGUCUAAUGACUCUGAUGAUGAAGAGCCAUCUGGAGACUGGGAGAGUUAGACGCGACCAUCUGUGAUUCACAAAUGCUGCUGCUGCUGCUGCUGCUGCUGGACUGGACUGAUGGCUGUGAACCCAACGCUGUUUCAGCCGCCAUUAAUGAUUGUCAUGGCUAACUUCCUUUGCCAAACUUUGGGUUUUUGCACUGAAAUAUCUGGUCGUAGGACUAUAUACUUAAUUUUCCAUGAAUAUACAGCCAAUGGCACUGAAUACUAGAAAUGUGUGAAUAACAUCUGUCUCUCUGAUUUGAUCUGUGAACGCUUUCAUUAAAGUGCCUGAUCAGGAUUGGAGCAUCUGUCUGUGUUUGAGGGAAAGUCUGUGACUUACCCAGAAUGCUUUUCUUUUCUUGGAAAUCUUGAUAGUAUCAAAGUCUGGACCAGUGAUUCUCAAACUGUGCUAAACUCAACACGAUUAUG